Molecule: messenger RNA, 645 nt
Organism: Dendrobium catenatum
Lineage: Eukaryota; Viridiplantae; Streptophyta; Magnoliopsida; Asparagales; Orchidaceae
Product: WUSCHEL-related homeobox 3-like
Exons: 2
Coding region: 1-645 (214 amino acids)
Biological process (GO): plant organ development
Molecular function (GO): DNA-binding transcription factor activity; DNA binding
Source: RefSeq, a predicted model, not a curated record
AUGCCACAGGUUCCAUCAACAAGAUGGUGUCCAACACCAGAGCAACUAAUGAUACUUGAAGAAAUGUACAGAACUGGAGUAAGGACUCCAAAUGCUUCUCAGAUUCAGCAAAUCACUUCACAUCUCUCUUACUAUGGCAAAAUAGAAGGCAAGAAUGUCUUCUACUGGUUUCAGAACCACAAAGCUAGAGAGAGACAGAAACUUAGGAGAAGGCUUACCAAGCAGCAGCAGCAACAGUCUAUGCCGCCAUUUUCUCAAAAUUCUUUCCACUUUCAUAACUUGGAGGAUGGUCAUUCUCUUCCUCUUCCUGAUGAUUCUUCUCAGUUGUUCUAUGGACACCAGAUGCAUCCUCAGUUUCUUCAACAUGAAGGAGGAUUUCAGGAGCCAGCAUCGCAUGGACUGGAUUUGCUGAGGAGGCUUGAGGCCGGCGGCCACCAAGAGGAGGCUACUUCCUCAUCAAAUGGCAGCACGUGGCCGUGUGGUUGCGAGUGGAUGACAUUGAUGGAUCCAAGCUUUGGGGAACGGCCGCUGCCAUGCUGCAAACCUCCAAAGACCUUGGAGCUCUUCCCAACAACUAGCACUGGGGGGCUCAAAGAUGAGUGUAGCAUCUCUAAGUCCUCCUCAUGCUCGGCUUCAACCAACUGA